AUGAGAGGCGACCACAAAGAGCCGACGAUCAUUCUAGAGGCUAUCGCAUCACAUGAUAUUUGGAUAUGGCAUGCAUUUUUUGGUUCGGCUGGUGCAAACAAUGACAUCAAUAUGCUAGACCAGUCGCCGGUAUUCAACGAUAUCUACCUUGGAAAGUCGCACGGUGUACCUUAUCAAGCAAAUGGGGUUGCAUAUAAGCGUGGAUACUAUCUUACUGAUAGUAUAUAUCCUGCAUUGUCUGUUUUUGUGAAAUCGUUUACAUGUCCUAAUGACCCGAAAAGGAAAAAGUUUAAAGAGGCGCAAGAGUCGGCUAGGAAGGAUGUGGAGCGAACAUUUGGUGUACUUAAGAGAUGUUGGCAAGUACUAACGGUCGGGGCAAGGUCAUAUGAGGUGAAAAGGUUACAGCACGUAAUGUAUGCAUGUAUCAUAUUGCAUAAUAUGAUUCUUGAAGACGAAGGAAGAGCGAUAUGUCGGUACAACGAAAAUGAAGUUUUGCCAAAUGAUGAAGGAGUAGUCGUUGGUACACAAGAGUAUAGGGUGAAUAGAAGAGAAGUACAUAAUCGCAACAUUCAUCACGCCCUUCGUGUUGAUUUGGUGGAGCACAUUUAUAAGGCUCAUAUUCAGCCCCCGUUAGAGUUUUCUCACGAUGAUUUGUUUGACGAAUCAGACGAGGAUUCUGAUAUGUUCGUUGAGAGUGAAGAUUCCGACGACGAGAGUGACGCUGGGGAGAAUAUGAAGACAAUCAAGGCGAUGACGAGGACGAUGAGGGCGAUAACGAAGACGAUAAUUCCGAGUGACGUAUUUUGGUUUAAAUAA
Molecule: messenger RNA, 816 nt
Organism: Lactuca sativa (garden lettuce)
Lineage: Eukaryota; Viridiplantae; Streptophyta; Magnoliopsida; Asterales; Asteraceae
Source: RefSeq, a predicted model, not a curated record